Molecule: messenger RNA, 864 nt
Organism: Carassius carassius (crucian carp)
Lineage: Eukaryota; Metazoa; Chordata; Actinopteri; Cypriniformes; Cyprinidae
Exons: 5
Coding region: 1-864 (287 amino acids)
Source: RefSeq, a predicted model, not a curated record
AUGAAGGACAAGACUAAUGAGGAGAGGAAUGCAGAGGUGGAGAGAGCCAAAAAGUCCCUCCGAGGCAGAACCUGGGACUACAACGUCAUGGUCAAGUGGGACCCCGAUGAGGCUUCCAGACAGGCUCUGCUGGAAGACCUUCGUGAAAGGCAAUUUUUAAUCCUAAAUGAUCCCAUGGAUGCACAGGCUGAAUCCAGUCACAGACCGCCAGGCGCUGCAGUGGAAAUCCACAACAAAAGGCAUGAUCAGCCGACUCUCCAAGACUGCCAGAGAGUCCUCAGAGUAUCGCAGGCAGACAUGCUGGACAUCCACAGGAAGCUCCUGGAUCAGCAGGAUGUGGAAGAGGACCAAAGGACGCUGUUCCGGUACUUCUGCGGAGCCAUCCUGGUCCUGAGAUACUUCCUGCGACCAGAAGCAGUGAGGGCAUUUAAAGCUUCAGACUGGAUCAACAAGAGAAAUGUUGAUGGACGAAUUCACAUGGAGGUGCAAUCCACAAAGCAUAGUGCAACAUUUUCCCUCACAGAGGAGGACUCUGCUAUGCUCGACGCAUACUUCCAGAAGAUUCGUCCAGGAUGUCUACAGGACAGUGAGGACGACCAGGGCAGAUUUUUCCUGUCCAAACAAGGGCUGCCAGUUGGCAGUGUCACAAGUGACAUUGAUAUAUGUUCUGUUUGUCAGCUACUUCCAAGCUCUUCUUCUGUUGAGCCGGCCGAUGAGAGGAGAAGUCGGAAACCGAAGAGAGGCAGAGGCGCAGCUGACCAGGAUGACAGGGACUUUGGAGCAUUUCUCCUGCAGUUUCCAGCAACGGCGAGUAGCAGCCCGCCCACACAAAAAGAAGCGGAGCGCUGCGGGGUUUCCACCUGA